AUCAAGUAAUCACACUGAUAUCCCCAGUCCUAGCGCAGACAAGGAACAAGUGUGGCAGAAAUGCCUGAAGUUGAUGCCAAUGAGAAUGAUGAUCCAUUUAUAUUUAAAUAUGGAGGAAUAUAUUUUCCAUCUACGCAUACUUCACCCCAAAUAAUAGAUUCUGUCCAGGACUUUGAAAUUAGAGACAGUGAUGUUUUUCUCAUUACAUAUCCAAAGUCUGGGACAGUCUGGACACAGCAGAUUUUGAGCCUAAUAGUUAAUGAAGGACAUCGGAAUGGAACAGAAGAAAUUCAAAAUAUGUCCAGAGUCCCAUGGAUUGAAUAUAAUCUUAGCAAAAUGGACUAUGACAGCCGCCCUUCUCCUCGUCUUUUUUCAUCCCAUUUGCCUUAUUAUUUUGUUCCAAGAGAUCUCAGGAACAAGAGAGGUAAAAUCAUUUACAUUGCCAGGAACCCAAAGGAUGUGGCUGUUUCAUAUUAUCACUUUUAUAAAGCCAUUAAGAAAGUAAAACAAAAAAAGGACUGGGAAACGUUCCUGGAUGAUUAUUUAUCUGGGAAAGUGCUAAGCAGUUCCUGGUUUGAUCAUGUCAAAGGAUGGUAUACCCACCAGGAAGAUUUUAAUAUUUUAUUUCUGACAUAUGAGGAGAUGAAAAAGGACCUACGAUCCUCUGUGCGGCAAAUCUGCAGGUUUGUGGAGAAAGAACUCGACGAGAGAGAAGUGGACACUAUUGUAGAGAAAGCAACAUUCCAAAACAUGAAACAGGACCCUCUUGCUAAUUAUACUACUGUGCCAGAAGACACUUUGGACGUGAAGAUAGCAACACACCUUCGGAAAGGUACAGUUGGAGACUGGAAAAACCUAAUGACUGUAGCACAAAAUGAGAAAUUUGAUAAGAUUUAUAGUGAAAAAAUGAUAGGCGUACCCAUCAACUUUACUUGGGAUAUCAGUGAGGGAAACUAAAUUGUAUGUUAUCCUCUGUAACUAAUAAUAAUAAUGUCUUUAAAAUAAAAGAUUUUAAAAUAUCAAUAAAGUUGUUUUGUCUAC
This is a messenger RNA of Xenopus tropicalis (tropical clawed frog), 1041 nucleotides long. Its product is annotated as provisional ortholog of sulfotransferase family 3A, member 1. The record is from RefSeq and is a predicted model, not a curated record. NCBI's taxonomy places the organism in Eukaryota, Metazoa, Chordata, Amphibia, Anura, Pipidae. Gene Ontology annotation, molecular function: sulfotransferase activity. The transcript is spliced from 7 exons. Bases 61 to 957 code for a protein of 298 amino acids. Gene Ontology annotation, cellular component: cytoplasm.